Messenger RNA from Gordionus sp. m RMFG-2023, 599 nucleotides. RefSeq lists its product as uncharacterized. Gene Ontology annotation, biological process: mitotic DNA damage checkpoint signaling; protein phosphorylation. Gene Ontology annotation, cellular component: nucleus. The transcript is spliced from 6 exons. The coding region runs from base 224 to 469 and encodes 81 amino acids. Gene Ontology annotation, molecular function: ATP binding; protein serine/threonine kinase activity. The record is from RefSeq and is a predicted model, not a curated record. NCBI's taxonomy places the organism in Eukaryota, Metazoa, Nematomorpha, Gordioida, Chordodea, Parachordodidae.
UUAUUUGAAAUUAUUCGAAAAUGAUAGAAAGGUGAUAUAUUUAGCCAAGUUAAAAAAAUUUGAAAAGAAUCAGUUUGUUGUUGCAAAGGAAUAUAAUACAUAUGUUAGCCCUGAAUUUAUAUUAAAGGAAAUCAAAAUAUUAUUACAAUUAAAGCAUGAGAAUAUUAUAAAUUAUAUUGGAUCAAAUAUUUACAGAGAUAGAAUAAUAUUAUUUUAUAAUUAUAUGCCUAACCAAAAGUUUAAAGAUUUUUAUUUAGAUUUAGACCUGGACAAAAUAAUCACCUAUUUUAGAAACUUAUUUUCUGCCUUAGAUUUUAUUCAUUGGAAAGGAAUUAUACAUUGUGAUAUAAAGCCUGAAAAUUUUAUAUGCAAUAUUAGAGAAAAAAGUUACAAAUUGAUAGAUUUUGAAAAUUCUGCAGAAUUACCCAAUAGCUCUAUGGAAAAGCACUUAUGGAUAUAUAGCCCCUGAAGUAUUGAUUUUGCCCUCUUGUAACACUGUCUAUAGAGAUAUGUGGAGUGCAGGGAUUAUUUUAUUGUCUAUUUUAUCAGGAUGCUAUCCAUUUUUCAAUAUUAACUUUUUAAAAUAUCAAAAGUUAUCA